CGUAGUGAUCAGAGAGGGGGGCUGCUGAUGUCUGAAAACUGGUGAGAUUGCGUGCGUCUUUGUGCAGGAGACUUCAGGUUAAGGCAGAAUAUGUAACCAGGAGCACAGGCUGGCUAUCUGCGGGUUUCACUGGUGUAAGGACAUGCUAGGACCCAAUAAAGAUAUCUUCACCUAAUAAUGAUGUAAGAUUAUUCAUGAAUCUCAUCCCUGCUGCCUUCAGACACUGAGGUGGCUCCACUCCGAUCGCCCAUACUAAAGCAGACAGGUCGUCCUCAGCAGGGGGAGGGGGGGCACCUGCUGUCCCGCUCCUCGCUGCAGAAGCUGUGACAGCACAUAUUUCGCGAACAGCUGGAAGGAAAGGCAGUCCUGCAACACCUGAGCGGGCUUAACGAUACGACGUCGUGCGUACUGGAGACGCGCCGAUAGCUGCUCCAUCCUGGGGGAUCCCGAAAUGAUGCCCCGUGUGCCGGGCGGCGGCCGGACAGCAUACACUGGCACAUUUCUGUCGGCAUGCCUGAUCUCUGCAUGUCAAGCCGCCCAGAGCUGUGGGGAGGUCCAGUGCGGCGUCAACCAGCACUGCUGUCCGCCCACCGUCACAGGGAACACCAGUGCCAGCUCGAAGGUGAGCUGCUGCCAGCUCUCCAUCCACGCAUUUUUCGACAACGUCGGCUGGUUCACGCGGAAGCUGUCCGGCAUCCUGAUCCUGUUGCUGCUCUUUGCCAUGGGCUACUUCAUCCAGCGGAUCAUCUGCCCUCGGCCCCGGCGGCACCCGCACCACGACCGCGGCGAGGAGCCGUCCCUCUUUCACGGACACACAUCAGCGUCCCAGGAUUCCCUGCUGGAGCGGUACCCCGAAUACAACCUCGGGGGCUUUGCCUCUCCAAACCUGCCGGCCUAUGACGAAGUUAAGUAUUUGCCCACCUAUGAGGAAAGCAUGCAAGACAUGCACAGAGACCGGUCCGGUGAGAACUUGUUGUCCGAAAACGAGAGUGGCGGCCAGGGCAGAGGGAGAGCAACAGGACCGAGAUCCGGAGACCAGAGGCUGGCUGCCCUGGAGGUCUCAGGACCUCAGAGCCCAAGGACAUCCAACUCUGUUUGACGGAGACUGGGCAAGACUACAGAAACAUUGUUAUUCUUAUUUUAAUAUAGUCAGGGUAAAAAAAAUCUUGCAGAGAUACAACGAACAAGUGCAAUUAUACUCCUGAAUGUAAAGAAUAAAAGAGAAGGCUGAGAAAAAUGCAGGACUACGUGUUUUCUGAGAUAACAGGAACCUGCUUUCCUUUUGUAUGCAAAUGACCGCUUGGGUUAUGGAAAGCAGAUUAUAAAGUAAGCGGAGGAGGCUGAAAUUGAGGCGCUUUGUGUUGGGAAUAGCUAAAUUGGCUCCAGUACAAUCGCAUUAAGCUUUUUUCAAACUUCAGCACCUCAAUUUAACGGCAGCAUGAAACAGAUUUCCUGUCAAACUGAGGUCCUCUCUUAGUGCUUAAUAUACUGCCGAACCUGAAAAAUUCUCAUACUAUUUUGUAGAGCCUUUUCUUUAUUAAAUUUGCAUCCAAAAAAAGAAAAUAUUUUUUUCAGUCCCCUUAGACAUGGACUGAAAGAGAGAAAGGAUUAGGGAAAUAUCUGUUAUAAUUCUUUCUGAGACACUUUUUUUUAAACCAGCCAGCCCUGGAGUCUAGCUUAUCAGCAUGAAGGCAGCAAUCUACCCCCACAUACACACUUCACUGGGAGCUGAUAGAUGAGCAUUAUAUAAAUGACCUGCUUGAUGCUUGACAUCUCUCCUGUGAGUGAAGCCUUACUGCCCCAGGUCCCAGCUUAUGAACUCAAGAAGAAGAAAAAUAUGAAUGAGAUUACAGCUUCCAGACUGAUAAGAGCUAAAGUUGGACUUUUAUGAAGGCACGUCAGAGAAGAUAGCUGCUGUCCCAAGGAGCAAAACAGAAAAAUACUAGCUGACAUGCGGCAUUGAAGAAAAUGUUCUUUCUUUGUUAAAGCAGAAGGAUUUGAAGAUGCCAGAUGAGAAUACAUUCAAGUCUGCUUUUGCAGAUGCUAACUGUCCUAAAGAAACAAGAAGUUACACUUUAGCUCAUCUGAAAACUAAGAAGAUUUUGAGAAAACAUGCUUUCUGUGAAUUAAUGCCAUAAUACUGAAAAGGCAAUUUUGUUCAUUUAGUAUUUCUUUACCUUGUGAUUGACUGGGUGUCUGGUAAAUAGUCACACUCUCCAUAUCGUAUUGUCUUAUCUUUAGGGCCAGGCCAAAAAUUCUAAUGAGAAUCUGCAUUACUGCUGGAUGUAAGCCAGCCAAACGUCUUUUGUUGUACGAACAGUAUUGGAUCAUUUCGAAUUCACAAUAAUGGAAGGUUCUGAAAGAUCUGCAUUUUUUUUACAUAUGAACUGAAAGAAAAAACACUUUUCAAUUUAUUUGCCCGUCAACUUCAAGAUGGACGAAUGUUUUCAGUUUGUUGUGCAGAAAUGAAAAGGAGGUGUUUGCAUAUAAACAGUGCACCAAAUUAAAUCCCAUUAAAGAUACAAGAGCAGGUGUAAAGCAGAUAAUAACCAUCAGCUUAUCAAAUCAACUAAACUGAUUUAUCCCAGAAGCUCCAAAGUGCUCAUCUUUCAUCAUUCCGAACAAUGCAGAACCGUAUCUGUAAAGCUAGCCUUUACAAUUAGACACCCUGAGUUGAUCCCAACUCUAAAAGUCUGAGUGUGAUUGUGGUGGCUUUUGUAAACCAAUAUCGCCUGACCAUAAUGGCAGAGCCAGUAGUGAUCACUGAUGGCUUUCUUUUCCUGAGGGACAUUUGUGGGCGGCUGGAGUUUGGACUUAAAAGCAUUAAAUCCAGACUAAAACAACCACUGAUGGGUAGAUGAGGUAAAGGAUCUGAGACCCUGAGCGGCAUGAGGCCAUGUUUGAGGGCUAAUGAACCCAUGAGAAGUGUGAUUGUUGCGUUUCAUUUUCUCCUUCCUAGUCAGUGUAGUUCACUAUAUACUGACUUCCAUUUGUAAACAUCAACAGUAAAGCUGUAUGUCUUCUCUCAGGGGAGAGGAUAGUUAUAUACGCUCAUGGGAGAUGCAAAUCUAUAAAAACACAGGGAUAAAUACAGUAUUGGUACACUCAGUGGGUUUUGAAUCAGAGCCCAUAAUUCAGUUAUCGUAUAGCUCUCUGGUAUAAAGAACAGACAAACUUCAAAAUGUCAAAUCAAUGAGCAUUAUCCUUCUCUAUCCUCCUCAUAAAUUCUGCAUUACAUCCGGGAAGUGUAUUUUUGGGAGAGCUUGGCUAUCAAUUUAAUAUAUGAGAACCAGCCAGUCUUUGAAUAUAGAUAUACACUUCUAUGGUUUAAUAAAAGAAGAGCAUCUGUUUGGCACUGUGUGCUGUGUAACUUCAAAAAUAUGAAAUAUUUACACUGACCAUUUCAUUGUAAGAUAUUUGCCACUGGGACUCAAAACUAUAGAAAGUCUAAUCUAAAUGUGACUUUUAUAUUCUUAACAUUAAGAUAUGGCUGAAGGUAGAGGCGUGGAAUUGAGUGAAUCAGGUAUAUCACGCAAUGCAUGGUUUAAGAGAAAGCAUGAACUGAUUUCACAUGUUGCUGUUUAUUGUGUGUGGCCACUCCCAGUAAUGGAUGUGAAACGUGGUCAUCCAGUUCCACCAUUUAGCUGUUUUCUCACAUCUAUUUGGUUUGAGGUGAAGGAGUUGUUUGGAUAAAGCGUGCUUGAAGCCAAGCACAUGAUGCUCACUUGCUUUGUGUUAAAUUACAGGAAAAUCGUCACUACUCUUGUAUUAUGUGGAAUUUGAACACGGAAGAUGUUCAGUGAACCCAACUAGCUUUAACCUCAAUGACUAAUUAAUGAUUUCUUUUGUCUGCUCUUAAAAAUACAUUAGUUCAGAUAGUUGGUGGAAAGACAGAAAUAAAAAAAGGCUUUUAGAAGUGAAGUGACCAAAACUGCAGGAAAACUGCUAAGAAAAAAAAAAAAAAAGCAGCAAGAGAUACCCAACCCAAGAG
Messenger RNA from Haplochromis burtoni (Burton's mouthbrooder), 3991 nucleotides. RefSeq lists its product as uncharacterized. The record is from RefSeq and is a predicted model, not a curated record. Bases 452 to 1099 code for a protein of 215 amino acids. Lineage: Eukaryota; Metazoa; Chordata; Actinopteri; Cichliformes; Cichlidae. The transcript has a single exon.